Rodentolepis nana is the source of this 216-nucleotide messenger RNA. The record is from the annotation of a GenBank genome assembly. NCBI's taxonomy places the organism in Eukaryota, Metazoa, Platyhelminthes, Cestoda, Cyclophyllidea, Hymenolepididae.
AUGGCGGAAACUGGGACUGUCUGGAUGGAUCUGCUUCUUCAUGAAUCUUCCCUACGGCUUCCCUCAACUGCUGAGCCACGGCUUCCUUCUCCGCAUUGUAGUAGUCGUUCCACAAUGCAAAUAGCCGAGGAGGCUCCGAAGACUGCUUUUGUUAAUGUUGUGUCGUCGUUGCCCUUGUUGCCAAUGUUGGCGAUUGAUGUCGACUCAACCGCCUAG